Messenger RNA from Lodderomyces parapsilosis, 321 nucleotides. RefSeq lists its product as uncharacterized. Bases 1 to 321 code for a protein of 106 amino acids. NCBI's taxonomy places the organism in Eukaryota, Fungi, Ascomycota, Pichiomycetes, Serinales, Debaryomycetaceae. The record is from RefSeq and is a predicted model, not a curated record. The transcript has a single exon.
AUGUCAUUAAAUCAAAGAAGUAGAAGGGCAGUUCCCUCAACUUUAAAUACUCCCACAGCUGUCAACGUGAAUGCCGUGUCAAGCGUAACUCAAGAACAAGCUGAACAAUUUCUCACACAAUUCAUAGAUGCUAGUGAACAUAAUAGAAACCCUUUGAAUUUAAACGACCAGGACCAGAAAACAGGAUUCUCCAGUAACAGUGAGACAGUAGCCGUAGCGUCCCAGUUGAAGAGGAUACAGAGAAACUUGAGAGGGUUGCCACCAUUGUCAACACUGGAAACUCCAGAAGCGUCAAAUAACAACGAUGAAGCCAAUCGAUAA